Messenger RNA from Sorex fumeus (smoky shrew), 2655 nucleotides. RefSeq names its product TOX high mobility group box family member 4 (gene TOX4). The transcript is spliced from 9 exons. Gene Ontology annotation, cellular component: nucleus. The record is from RefSeq and is a predicted model, not a curated record. The coding region runs from base 108 to 1967 and encodes 619 amino acids. Gene Ontology annotation, molecular function: chromatin DNA binding. NCBI's taxonomy places the organism in Eukaryota, Metazoa, Chordata, Mammalia, Eulipotyphla, Soricidae. Gene Ontology annotation, biological process: regulation of transcription by RNA polymerase II.
UCAGCGGGAAGCGACGCGCGUCCCUGCGGAAGUGACGGCAGUUCCGAGUCGUGUGGGGGCGUUGGGUGCGAUGAGGGGAGUGAGACGGGGCUAGCCGUUGUGUGAAGAUGGAGUUUCCCGGAGGAAAUGACAAUUACCUGACGAUCACCGGGCCCUCGCACCCUUUCCUGUCAGGGGCCGAGACAUUCCAUACACCAAGCUUAGGUGAUGAAGAAUUUGAAAUCCCACCUAUCUCCUUGGAUUCUGAUCCCUCACUGGCUGUCUCAGAUGUCGUUGGCCACUUUGAUGACCUGGCUGACCCAUCCUCCUCUCAGGAUGGCAGCUUUUCAGCCCAAUAUGGGGUCCAGACAUUGGACAUGCCAGUGGGCAUGACUCAUAGCUUGAUGGAGCAGAGCGGAGGUCUCCUGAGUGGGGGCUUGACCAUGGACUUGGACCAUUCUAUAGGAACUCAAUAUAGUGCCAACCCACCAGUUACAAUUGAUGUACCAAUGACAGAUAUGACAUCUGGCUUGAUGGGGCAUAGCCAGUUGACCACCAUUGAUCAGUCAGAACUGAGUUCUCAGCUAGGUUUGAGCUUGGGGGGUGGCACCAUCCUGCCACCUGCACAAUCACCUGAGGAUCGUCUUUCAACCACUCCUUCACCUACAAGUUCACUUCAUGAGGAUGGUGUUGAGGAGUUCCAAAGGAGGCAACUUCCCAGCCAGAAGACAGUUGUGGUGGAAGCAGGGAAAAAGCAAAAGGCCCCAAAGAAGAGAAAAAAGAAAGAUCCUAAUGAACCUCAGAAACCAGUUUCAGCAUAUGCUUUAUUCUUUCGUGAUACUCAGGCCGCAAUCAAGGGACAGAAUCCCAAUGCCACUUUUGGGGAAGUUUCAAAAAUUGUGGCCUCCAUGUGGGACAGUCUAGGAGAAGAGCAAAAACAGGUAUAUAAGAGGAAAACUGAAGCUGCCAAGAAAGAGUAUUUGAAGGCUCUGGCAGCUUAUAAAGACAAUCAAGAGUGUCAGGCGACUGUGGAGACUGUGGAAUUGGAUCCAGCACCACCAUCACAGACUCCUUCUCCACCUCCAAUGGCUACUGUUGACCCAGCAUCUCCAGCACCGGCCUCAACAGAGCCCCCUGCCUUGUCACCCUCCAUUGUUGUCAACUCCACACUUUCAUCCUACGUGGCAAACCAAGCCUCUUCUGGGCCUGGCGGUCAGCCCAAUAUCACCAAGUUGAUUAUUACCAAACAGAUGUUGCCUUCUUCUAUUACCAUGUCUCAAGGAGGGAUGGUGACCGUUAUCCCAGCCACAGUAGUAACCUCCAGGGGCCUGCAACUAGGCCAAACCAGUACAGCCACAAUCCAGCCCAGUCAGCAAGCUCAGAUUGUCACUCGGUCAGUGUUGCAAGCAGCAGCAGCAGCUGCCGCUUCUAUGCAACUGCCUCCACCCCGACUACAACCCCCUCCAUUGCAACAGAUGCCUCAACCCCCAGCUCAGCCACAAGUGACCAUCCUGCAACAGCCUCCCCCGCUGCAGGCCAUGCAGCAGCCUCCAGCUCAGAAAGCUCGAAAAAAUUUACAGCAACAGCCACCUCCUCUGCAGAUCAAGUUUGUGCCUCCACCCACUCUAAAAAUGCAGACUACCUUAGUCCCUCCAGCUGUGGAAAGCAGUCCUGAGCGGCCUAUGAAUAACAGCCCUGAGGUCCAUACUGUGGAGGAAACUUCUGAGACAAUCUGUGAAAUGAUCACAGAUGUAGUUCCUGAGGUUGAGUCUCCCUCUCAAAUGGAUGUUGAAUUGGUGAGUGGGUCUCCUGUGAUACUCUCACCCCAACCUCGAUGUGUAAGGUCUGGUUGCGAGAACCCGCCUGUUGUGAGUAAAGACUGGGACAAUGAGUACUGCAGCAAUGAGUGUGUGGUGAAGCACUGCAGGGAUGUUUUCUUGGCCUGGGUAGCCUCUAGAAAUUCAAACACAGUAGUGUUUGUAAAAUAGUCCUUCGUGUUCUCAAAGCCAGCGAAGACUUAUCUACCAGGAACAUGUUCAAGAGUCUGUUUCCAAAUUACAAGCUGGGCUUCUGGUAGUGACUGAUCUCAACCCAUGAAGGUCCUUUAUGCUUCUCCCCUUUCAUCUUUCAACUGGAAGCAGAUUAUGGAACAGGGCCAUUUGAGUUUGCUGUAAUUUGGAAUUAUUUUCAAGUACAAGCCGAAAUACCAGUGACUUAAACAGAAGAAAGGGUGAAGGGAAUAUGGACAAGCAGGACAUAGGGAUAUAGUAGGAGUGGUGGUAGUAGAAAGGGUGGGGGGUUGAAGAAAUUUGUUGGUAUAAUUGACAUAGAACUUGCCUAAAAGAUUAUUAAAAUAAUGGGAGAAUACUCAACUUUGAGCCUAGAAGGAAAUACUAUUCUGUGCAUCUAUUUUAAAGGGGAUAAAGGUUGCAUUAAAAGGUUAUAACCCUUUUAAAACAGGGAACUGUUUAUUGCCAUUAUGUCUGUUUGUUGCUUGAAGAAUAGUACACUUGUUUUCUAAACAAGUACACUGGACUGUCGGGAAAAUAACAUCACCUUGGAGUUGCUUAUUUAUUUUCCUCUUACAUAGUAUUUCUGUAGCAGCGUUCCUCCCAAUCUGCAUUAUUAGUUUGAGUGCAAAAACACAAUCCACAUCCUUAAAGAGAUUUCACCAAA